Panicum hallii is the source of this 1198-nucleotide messenger RNA. Its product is annotated as single-stranded DNA-binding protein WHY2, mitochondrial. Gene Ontology annotation, biological process: regulation of DNA-templated transcription; defense response. Bases 124 to 813 code for a protein of 229 amino acids. The transcript has 8 exons. Gene Ontology annotation, molecular function: single-stranded DNA binding. The record is from RefSeq and is a predicted model, not a curated record. NCBI's taxonomy places the organism in Eukaryota, Viridiplantae, Streptophyta, Magnoliopsida, Poales, Poaceae.
GUCCCCGAGACAGACGCCGCGCCUUGGCCUGCCGCCGCAGUGAGACGAAACUCGCUCACUCCCCCAUUCUCCGGCGCUCGCUCUGCUCCCCUCCGCCGCCGCGACCACCAAGGCGACGAGACGAUGCUGCGGCUCUCCCGCUUCCUCCCCCCCGCCUCCAGGAGAGGUUUUGAUCUAAAAGAACCUCUUUGGAGUGGUUCGUUGACAUUCCAACAAGCUGUCUCAACUUCAGCAGGAAAUCUUGAUGAGAACCUGUCUGGUAAAAAAUUUGCAAGCUAUACUGUAUUCAAGGGAAAGGCUGCACUUUCUAUUCAUCCUAUACUGCCAAGUUUCAGCAAAAUGGAAUCUGGAGGAUCUCGGAUGAACAGAAAUGGAUCAGUAAUGUUGACAUUCUUUCCUGCUGUUGGACAAAGGAAGUAUGACUAUACAAAGAAACAGCUUUUUGCUCUGUCACCUACUGAAGUUGGAAGCUUGAUAAGUCUUGGGCCUGCUGACUCCUGUGAGUUUUUCCAUGAUCCGUCCAUGAAAUCAAGUCAUGAAGGACAGGUGAAAAAAUCUCUGUCGAUUACUCCCCUUGGCAGUGAUAGCGGUUACUUUGUUAAUAUAACCGUUCUGAACAACUUGCAGAAGACUACUGAUCGCCUUUCAGUCCCUAUCACAAAAGCUGAGUUUGCAGUGAUGCGCACAGCACUGAGUUUUGCGUUGCCACACAUCAUGGGCUGGGAUCAGGUCUUGACGCACCAUCCAGCUCCCCUAACUAGCAGCAAGCCCCGGGUGGAGCGUCCACACCCGGAUUCUGAAUGGGAAAGGUGAAGCUUCCUUGUAGCAGCUAGAUGAUGUAGUAUUUUGGGCAUCAUUACGAAGUUGCUGCUGCAAAGUUUGGAACAUUGGUGUGCGUUGAUUGUACCUCCCUCCUGAUCGACUCAGAACAGUCUGCGUUAGAUUUCUGGAACUUGAGAUUGAAGGCCCGAUGGAGCAUGGACCAUUGUGUUUGUUCAGUGCAUGUAUAACUUCACCAUGCCUACUAAGUGCAUGUUUCUAGUCGACUGAGCUGGUAGCACUACGGUUUCCUGUAAAUGAUGUCUGUGCUUGGUGUUCAUCAAUCGGCACGAUGCAAUCUGUAAUUUAGAAGACUAGAACAGCUACUAAGUGCAUGUUUCUAGUCGACUGAGCUGGUAGCACUACGGUUUCCUGUAAA